UUUGCAAAACAAAAAUAUUAUUUUAUUUUUAAAACUAAUUUUAAGUAAUUUUAAGUAAUUUUAUGUAAUUUAAAAAGUUUUUUAUUACACUUUUUAUAAUCACUUUUUUUUGUUUAAUUAAUUUUUUAUUUUUUUACCGACGAAUGUAUACAUGACAUGAUGGCGACCGCCGACGGUAACAAUAACUACGAAUUAGACGAACUGAACGACGCGGUCAACGAGUUUUGGUUGACCACCGAUCGAUUGGUUACCGAAUGUCGGCAACAAUUGGACCGAAUUGUCCGCCACAAGUCUCGCUGCAAUAUAGCCAAAAGUGUGGGCACCGGUGUCGGCGGUGUAGGAUCGGUGGCCGUUGUUGUCGGCGUCGGUUUGACACCGUUUACGGCCGGUCUGUCGGCACUGGUCUCACUCGGCGGCGGUAUUACUGCAGCAUUGGGUGCCGUCACUACCAUUGGUACAGAAGCGGGCGAUUAUUUCAGGCAACGAGCGUUUCACCGUAACCUUGUCAAUGUGGCCACCGAACGCAACCAAUCGGCCGAACGUUUAGCGAAAAAAUUGGCGGCAUUUGACCAGUUUUUAGGUCGCAAAUAUGGCCAAUCACUAGAAGAAAAACAUGAAGUUAUCGGCGACGAUAACCAGCAAUCUAUGGGACCAAACAUUGUAAAGUUGGUACAGGUUUUGGCCAACGGUUCGAUGAAUGUCUAUAAAAUUGGCGAAAAAUCGGUAAAACUGGCGAACAAUGUCAAAGAGUUUCGUGUUAUGCGUGCGGCCAAAACAGUCAAAGACGACAUAGCGAUUGUCGGUAAAGUUGGCCAAAAUAUCGGAACUCUCGCAUCGGCCGAAACUAAAGGUGUCAGUGGACUAAUCAGUAGCGCCACCAAAGCUACCGUUCCCUCUGCCGGAAAGUUGGCUCUUAGAGGCGCAUCGGCUGCGGUCGGUAUUGUUUUCACAGUGAUCGAUGUGGUCUCACUGGUCAAAGACUGGAACCGUAACCAUCCGUCGGCCACUGCUGUCGAGUGUCUAAUCGAUGAUCUUCUUGAGGAUAUGGAUGUCGUGAAAACAUUGAACGAUGUGAUCGUUGCAUGGAAUCACUCAUUGAUAUUAUCAGAAUAUUAUAGUGACGAAGAUAUUAUCGAUGAUCAGUCAUCCAUCUCUUACUAUACUAUUGACGACACCUACGAGUGCGGCCAACACUUGUGAGUGUAUUUCCUAACAUACAAUACAGUCACUUAUGUAUGAAUGAGUUUUUUUAAGACUCGAUGAUGUUAUUAUCAUUUAAUUUUAUGAAAUAAUUUUAUGGUUUAUCUUUUAUUAGAGUUGAUUGUGGUAUAUAUAUACACUACAGUACUGUUUACUGUAUGAGAAUAUAUUAUUAUAAUAUGUGAUAAAAAUUAUUGGAAAAAUUUUUUUAAGUUUAAUUUAGUAUUAUCUUUUAAUUGUGUU
Messenger RNA from Oppia nitens, 1443 nucleotides. RefSeq lists its product as uncharacterized. The record is from RefSeq and is a predicted model, not a curated record. The coding region runs from base 157 to 1200 and encodes 347 amino acids. Gene Ontology annotation, biological process: lipoprotein metabolic process; lipid transport. NCBI's taxonomy places the organism in Eukaryota, Metazoa, Arthropoda, Arachnida, Sarcoptiformes, Oppiidae. The transcript is spliced from 2 exons. Gene Ontology annotation, molecular function: lipid binding. Gene Ontology annotation, cellular component: extracellular region; membrane.